AUGCAUCGUGCAGAUACCUCGCCCGACGUACCACUUCUGGUAGAUGUGGCCGGUGGCCUUGGCCAUGACAUUGACGAUUUCAAGAAGAUGUAUUCGAAUCAUCCAGGCGAUCUUCCGGUCGUCAUCAACGACGUUGAGGGCAUUGACACCAGCAUCGAGCUGAUGGGACACGACUUCUUGACCGAGCAGCCUAUCAAAGGCGUAAAGGCCUACUUCAUGCACUCAAUCAUGUACGACUGGCCAGAUGACGUAUGCAAGAAGAUUCUAGCUUCCCUGGCAGAGGCAAUGGAGCCCGGAUACAGCAAAUUGUUGAUUUUUGAGGUGGUUAUUCCGCGUACGGGUGCUUACUGGGAGGCCACAGCGGGCGAUAUUCUGAUGAUGACCCAGCUCUCGGCGUUGGAACGCACUGAAGAUCACUGGCACCAGCUGGUUGAGGAGAGCGGUUUGAAUUUGAGAAUCGUCAAUUUCUGGAAGUGCGGCCAGUCGCAUGUUGAGAAUCUCAUCGAGUGUGAGUUGGUGGCUCAGCGUGCGGACUGA
Molecule: messenger RNA, 537 nt
Organism: Colletotrichum costaricense
Lineage: Eukaryota; Fungi; Ascomycota; Sordariomycetes; Glomerellales; Glomerellaceae
Exons: 3
Coding region: 1-537 (178 amino acids)
Molecular function (GO): O-methyltransferase activity
Source: RefSeq, a predicted model, not a curated record